This is a messenger RNA of Aspergillus vadensis CBS 113365, 666 nucleotides long. RefSeq lists its product as uncharacterized. The record is from RefSeq and is a predicted model, not a curated record. The transcript has a single exon. Lineage: Eukaryota; Fungi; Ascomycota; Eurotiomycetes; Eurotiales; Aspergillaceae. Bases 205 to 369 code for a protein of 54 amino acids.
CAUGAUUACUGGUCGUACCUAGAUAGUCACGCCUAAUAUGGUAAAUUUCUUCAGGCUGUAUCUUUAGAUACAAAGUCUCUCCCAAGUCUCCCUUGCAGUGGUUGGCGGCUAUUCUGUGUUACCAUUAGGUUCGCAACAGUCCAUGUCCCCACUAAAAGCCCUAGAAACACUGCGAAGAGGUAGCUGUGCUGCAAAACAACUGUCAUGUAUAGUGACGAAGAUGGAGCUGCCUCCAAGGAAAGCGAGGUAGCCUAUAACGCCCGCAUUCGGCUACUGGUAUCGAUGACCGAGUUCCUCUCAUGGCUGGGACUUGCAGCAGCUGUCACAGACGUUGCGAAUUAUCGAGUGUAUUCCUCCAGUCCUUCCUAGUCACAACAGGCCUUGCUACACGAUAGUAAACAACUCUGCGCAAUGUUUUUCGAUUAUUUCGUUAGUCUGACUUGAGGUCAUCACCACGAACUCAUCGGCUGUGUCGAGCGUAUCGAGAACGAUCAGAUCAUCCACAGAUUGUGAUCGACUAGAGAGAAUUGCAAUCAGUAAAAUUCUCUAUCAUACUCCACGUGGGGCUUACCUGGCAUCGACUGCGUUUGUACUAAUUUCAAGCUCUCUUUUGGCGUGUCAUUACGGAGAUCAGCACCAAAAAAUGGGAUUAUACUUACUCUACCC